AUGGCUGAGGGUAAAAGCGAACCCCAGCAGGGGAUUGAGACAGCCCCUUACGAGGACGCUACAGUGCCUGGCGAGGGGAUUGAGGUAGUACAAAAGCAUCACCCAAAAAUUGACAUGGGGGAGUAUCAGAACAAGCAAGACAUCUCGCAUGUUGAAAAGAUUCUUUCGGGCGAUGACCUCGCAAAGGAUAACAUUGACAUCACCCGUGUGGACAAGGAAAUCCAAGCAUAUGCCGCCCACAGUCAGGUGGAAAUAGACGAUGAGACUAAUAAGCGCCUCAAGCGUCUAAUUGAUCGUCGUGUUCUCGUUAUCAUGAUUUGCACAUAUUUCCUACAGGCUUUGGACAAGGGAACAAUGUCGUUCUCGGCCAUUAUGGGAAUCCGAACGGACACAAAUCUGGAGGAUGGGCAGAAGUACUCCUGGUUGACUACGUGUAUUUAUAUCGCUGUGCUCAUCGUCGAAUACCCCACGAACUGGAUCAUUCAAAGAGUUCCAAUCGGCAAGUACUUGGGCAUCAAUAUCUGUCUAUGGGGUAUGAUUCUGGCACUCCAUUCGGUUUGCAAGAACUUCACUGGGCUGGUGAUCGUUCGUACCCUCCUGGGUAUAUUUGAGGCUUGUUGUCAGCCCAUUUUCGUGACUCUUUCCUCGAUGUGGUAUAAGCGAGAGGAACAAGCGGCCACGGUAACAUAUUGGUACAUGAUGAACGGAGCACAGCAGAUUGUCGGUGGCUUGUUGGCGUACUGUUUCAGUCUUAUUGUAGGAGACACAGUGCUUAAGUCUUGGCAAGCACUCUUUUUGACAUAUGGAUGUGUCUCCGUUGUAUGGGGGCUCUUCGUCAUAUGGUGGAUGCCUGACUCCCCGAUGCGAGCGAAGUGCUUCAGCGAGGAGGACAAGCGUCUUAUGGUUGAACGUCUUCGUUCUAAUCAGACUGGUAUUCAGAACAGACAGUUCCACUCAUACCAAAUGUGGGAGGCGUUUCGCGAUCCUCAGAUGUGGUGCUAUUGUGCUGUUCAAAUGUUCACCACUCUCCCUACCAGUGGUCUAGGCGCAUUCUUCGGCAUCGUUAUCAAGGGCUUCCACUUCACUACAUUGGAAACUCAGCUGCUCGCCAUGGUGCUUGGCGCUUACAUUAUCAUCGUUCUGUUGUCGUCUGCAUGGCUUGUGACCAAGUAUAAACAGAACACCCUCGUGAUGUUGUGCUUCAUCAUUCCGUCUUUCAUUGGAACAAUUGUGCUUAUGACGGUCGAAAACACGACUUUGCCCACCAAGGUGGGCCUUCUUAUCAGCUACUAUAUCACGAUGUCAUUCUGGUCCGCCCAAACUCUCACGCUAUCUAUGGUGUCGCGAAACAUUGCUGGCCAAACCAAGAAGUCCACUGUGGUAGCUGCAACAUUCGUCUCAUGGGCUGCUGGUAACGCAAUUGGUCCUCAGGUGUUCCUCGACAAAGAUCAGCCACGGUAUCACAUUGCCUGGAGUGUUCAUCUCGCUUGCUAUGCCUGUAUGGUCUCCGCCGUCAUCUUCCUCCGCUUUCAUCUCAAGCGCGAGAAUGCCAAGAAGGAUAAGCUGGUGGCUGAGGCAGGCCUCACUGCAGCCGAUCCAAACCUCGUUCAUGCAUUCGAAGACAAGACAGACCGGGAGAACCUGAACUUCCGCUACGUUUACUAG
Messenger RNA from Penicillium coprophilum, 1665 nucleotides. RefSeq lists its product as uncharacterized. Bases 1 to 1665 code for a protein of 554 amino acids. NCBI's taxonomy places the organism in Eukaryota, Fungi, Ascomycota, Eurotiomycetes, Eurotiales, Aspergillaceae. The record is from RefSeq and is a predicted model, not a curated record. Gene Ontology annotation, cellular component: membrane. Gene Ontology annotation, molecular function: transmembrane transporter activity. Gene Ontology annotation, biological process: transmembrane transport. The transcript is spliced from 5 exons.